Molecule: messenger RNA, 1438 nt
Organism: Aspergillus costaricaensis CBS 115574
Lineage: Eukaryota; Fungi; Ascomycota; Eurotiomycetes; Eurotiales; Aspergillaceae
Gene: cwc2
Product: active spliceosome conformation promoter CWC2
Exons: 1
Coding region: 45-1295 (416 amino acids)
Cellular component (GO): U2-type catalytic step 2 spliceosome; Prp19 complex; U2-type catalytic step 1 spliceosome
Molecular function (GO): metal ion binding; pre-mRNA binding; U6 snRNA binding
Source: RefSeq, a predicted model, not a curated record
CUUCACCUCACAUCAUCCCCAAUCCCUCCACCAUCACAGCAGCCAUGGCUGAAGCAACACCCCCAACUGAAACAGUAACCCCUCCUACGGAGGAGGUCGUCGAAGACCAACAACAACCCCAACAACAACAACAACAACAACAAGAAACCGAAACGACAGAAGAAAGCACCGCCCUAACAACCACCGCCGACGGCACCAUCGAACCUACAAAGAAGACCAAAAAGAUAAUCCGACGCAAGCGCCGCCCAGCACGCCCCCAAGUCGACCCAGCAACAAUCAAAUCGGAGCCCCCACCGCAAGUCGGCACGAUCUUCAACAUCUGGUACAACAAAUGGAGCGGCGGCGACCGCGAGAACUCCUACCUAAGCAAGACAGCCGCACCAUCACGAUGCAACAUCGCGCGCGACAGCGGCUACACACGGGCCGAUAAAGUCCCGGGGUCAUACUUCUGCCUAUUCUUCGCGCGGGGGAUAUGUCCGCGCGGCGCAGAGUGCGAGUACCUGCACCGUUUACCAACACUGCACGAUAUAUUCAAUCCGAACGUGGAUUGCUUUGGACGAGACAAGUUCAGUGAUUACCGGGAUGAUAUGGGCGGUGUAGGGUCGUUCAUGAGACAGAAUCGCACGUUGUAUGUGGGACGGAUCCAUGUGACGGAUUCGAUUGAGGAGGUGGUGGCGAGGAAUUUCCAGGAAUGGGGACAGAUUGAUCGGAUUCGGGUGCUCACGUCUCGGGGUGUUGCGUUCGUGACGUAUACGAAUGAGGCGAAUGCGCAGUUUGCGAAGGAGGCCAUGGCGCAUCAGAGUUUGGAUCAUAAUGAGAUUUUGAAUGUGAGGUGGGCUACGGUCGAUCCGAACCCGUUGGCGCAGAAGAGGGAGGCGAGACGAUUGGAGGAGCAGGCUGCUGAGGCGGUUAGGAGGGCCUUGCCGGCGGAGUUUGUGGCUGAGUUGGAGGGUAGGGAUCCGGAGGCCAAGAAGAGGAAGAAGAUUGAGGGGAGUUACGGGUUGCAGGGGUAUGAGCCGCCGGAUGAGGUGUGGUUCUCGCGCGCGAAGGAGCUGGAGGAUGCGAAUGCGAUUGCACAGUUGGAGGCUCCGGAGCAGCCGCUGAUGAUUGAGGGUGCGUCGGAGACUGCUGCUGGUGGUGCUGCUGCUCCGCAGGAGGAACAGGCCGGUGGGAUCUUCUCCAGCUCUGCUGUUGCGGCGCUGAAGGGCCUGGCUGGGGGUAGUGUUACGACACAGCAAGCGCCUAAAGCUGCUGGACCUCUGGUGGCGUACGGGAGUGACGAUGAUAGCGAGUAAUUUGGUUGAUAUUAAUUGCAUGCAUUCUUACGUGUACUAUAGCAGAGAUACCUGAAAAUGUGUUUGACUUGACUGGUCUUCAUUUCAUCGUUUGGAUUCUAUGGAAUGGCUAAUUUCAACGCUUGUUUGCAUGGCAUAAUUGU